AUGGCAGAGGAUGGCCAGGAUGCUUCCUCGAACGGACACUUCGACCAGGAGACGCAGAGCUCAGGUAGAGCAGGCUUCUCUGCAACCCUACCCGCGCGCCGGUCCUCUGGCCGUUAUGCUGCCGGGGAGCAGACGGGGUCGUCCGGCAGCAGCCACCCUUCCAGGGGGGGCCAGCAACCACAGAACCCCCAAUCUAAGAGCUUUGAGUUUGUCCUCGUUACCGACAACGAGUCUAGACGACAGGUCCGCCGCCAUGCGAUGCGCCAGUAUAUGCGUCAGCGACGCCUAGACAGUAUCGCACGACUAGAGACACCUCGUUUGCCAAUCGGCGGUUGGGUCAGCCGCCAGGCAGCGUCUGAAGUUUCCACGUUAAACAGUCCAUCCUCUCAGAUUGAAGAUCCUCUGAAAGAUGUCCCUACAGACGAGGAAAAUAUACCACCUGUUGACGAUGUGGAGUAUUGCGCCUUGGAAGCGGGAACCGAGCCUUCGAUGGCCUUGGUCUCUCAAUCAUCCUCAAUCAAAUCGGAGGAGUCUUCUCCUCUUCCAUUUAUUAGCUAUAGAACCCCGGAUCCGCUGGCGAGUCCUGGACAUGGGGCCAUUCAGGAUCCUUUUAGCAGUUAUCCAAUUCCUGUUAGUCACACUGAUCAUAAACUGAUCCAACACUUUAUCGUGACCUAUCCGUCUAUGAUGUAUAAGUUUGCCGACUCUGUUGCAAACAACCCUAUGUUGGAGAUAUUCCGGCAAAUCGCACUGCAUGACGGUCUUCCGUUCCAGGCGAUGCUCGCCAUUGCAUCCAAGCAUCGAGCCGGGGUCGAAGGCAAGACAGAUUCUGUUCAAAGCCUUACUCACAAAAUGCGAGCGCUUCGAAUGAUGAAUGAGCGAAUGCAAGCAGACUCGCAGGGCCUGCAGGACGGAACCAUAUAUGCCGUAGCCACAAUGGCAGUAAUUGAGAAAUGGUCGAAGGAUGCUUCUAUCGAGCGGAUGCACUGCAAGGGACUGGCAUCUAUGGUCCGAAAUCGAGGCGGAAUGCGAGGCAUGCGAGCCUCUAAUCCAUUUCUGGAGAAGGUCCUAUACUGGGUGGACUUUAGUUGCGCACCGAAUGCAACUUACACUUCAUGUCUACCCUGGACUGGCGCCAUUCCUGACACUCUCCCUGAGAGCCUUGACUUUCUUGUUUCAGAGGAGCCGCUCGCCAUUCCGCAUCAUUUGGCCCAAAUCGAAGGGUCUGAGAACUUGUACAAUUACUUUCGGGCCGGUGAAGACUUUCUGCGAUUCUUCCGUCGUCUCUACGAAUUGGAGAAUGCCAUGUUAAGCACCCGCAGUGAAACUCCAGGCGGACACACCACUCCUCGCGUCAAGCGCUUUAGCCCGGGGACGCAGCUGCAUUCCAUUCUUACAAUGCUUCCGGACUAUGACCACGGAAUCUGCGACAUCAGAUUCAUUGACGAAUACACCUGCAUGGCCUGUCUUUUGUUUCUUGCUGUCGCCCUCUACGACUCCUAUCAGAACUCCACCGAUUUCGACCACUACCUCGAGUGGCUGGACAUGGAGAUCCAGAAGCUCAGCCCCCGCGGAAACCCAAGCAUUGCUUCCGUCCUAUGGCUCUUCCUGAACAACGGCGGGUACGCCCACGGGCAAGCCGGCGAUACCGGCGAACGGUGCUGGGCCGUUUCGCGCAUGGUGCGCAUCGCAAAACGCCUCGAGUGGAAACACCAGGGCACGAUCUGGGACCGCCUCCGCCAGGUCCUGAUCAAUUUCAUACUGACUCAGCAGGAGUGCGCGCUGGGGUCAGAUAGCAUCGACGAUGCAGCAGUGGACGCCCAACAGCAGAGACGCGGUCAGCCGAGGGAGUAUUUCUGGGACGAGGACGAGAUGCGCGAGGAGAUUCUCGGGACCCAGCAAGCUGCUGCCCUCGCUUACUCUGAAGUCGGGACUCCUGCGCCUCUAUCAAGCGGCAUUGGGGACCUGUGCUUGGGAUAG
Aspergillus clavatus NRRL 1 is the source of this 1980-nucleotide messenger RNA. RefSeq lists its product as uncharacterized. The transcript has 4 exons. The record is from RefSeq and is a predicted model, not a curated record. Bases 1 to 1980 code for a protein of 659 amino acids. NCBI's taxonomy places the organism in Eukaryota, Fungi, Ascomycota, Eurotiomycetes, Eurotiales, Aspergillaceae.